UCGAGGAGCUAGAGAGGCUGUAGCGGUGGUGCGUUUUGAGCAGUGUUUUCCCUGUUGCCUUACUGACCACCUCCAUGCUGUGCUUGUGUGCCCCAGGGUCAACAGCAGCCUGUCCAGUGAUGAGCUCCUCCUGGAAGACUUGGAGACAGAAGGGGAGAGGCAGCUGAAGAGUCUCCUUCACCACCAGCUCGAUACUACUGUCUCCAUCGAGCAGUGCAAAUCAAAGCGGAGAUGCUUUGCCCCCGCAGCUUUUUACAAACCUUUUGGGGAAGAGGCUGCGGGGGCUUUGACCUUGUCGCAGUUCCAGGCCCUGCAGGAGAGCAACAAAGAAACUGCCUCUCUCCGGGAACUGGGGCUCUCCGACUCGGAGAUCCUGCUCUGGAAGAACCGGACUUCAACAGGGAAGGGCUUUGGUCUGGGAGCAGCCCCGGAGGCCACGCAGGACCGACUCCAUGCCAUCCAGGAGAAGAUGGAUGACCUGCUCUUUGGGGGAUGGUUCCUAGUUGCACCCACUCCAGGAGCUGGCAGCAAGCAGCUGAGCCGGCGGGAGAUGGAGAUUGAAAAUGCCCUCUUUCAGGGAACAGACCGCCACUCCUUCCUCCGCGCGCUCUACCACCAAGAUGACACUCAGAAGCGGGUAACAGAUGAAAAGGACCCCAUGGUUCAUCUGGAGAGUGUUUACCAAGAGCUACUGAGCAAGAAGUGGCCUGAAGAAGUCCAGCCUACCAAGAGUGACCCAUGCUUGUGCCCUUCCCUGGCCCUGCAGGGACCUGUGGCUGAGGAGUCAUCACUUCCAGACCAGGAAGAGCAGGCAGAACAGGCAAGAAGUCCCAGCCUUCCUUCAACAAGGCCCCACCAGUCCCCUCCAAGGCCUGUGAUUAUCAAAGAGCCUGUAGAGUUUGUCCCGGAAGAGGAGAUCUGUAAGAACCGUCUCUCAGAGGAAGAACUCCGGAAUAUACCCAGGUUCUCAUCCUACCAUCCUGGGGAGCCCAACAAGGUGCUGUAUUUGAAGAACCUGGGCCCUCGAGUGACGAUGAAGGACCUAGUGUCCUUGUUUGCUCGGUUCCAGAAGGAGGACAGCCCACUGAUCCAGUUCCGCCUCCUGAGCGGCCGGAUGAGGGGUCAGGCUUUCAUCACCUUCCCUGAUACUCAGUUGGCCCAGGAUGCCAUGCUGUUGGUGAACGGGUACAAUCUGCAGGGAAAGCCGCUGGUGAUUGAAUUUGGGAAAAACAAGGGGCAUUUGCCAGAGGCUGACUCUGCCAUCCCCUGCUCCUCUGCUGGACAGAGCUCCCCUGCCAA
Fulmarus glacialis (Northern fulmar) is the source of this 1299-nucleotide messenger RNA. It is a transcript of the gene RBM41, whose product is annotated as RNA binding motif protein 41. Gene Ontology annotation, biological process: mRNA splicing, via spliceosome. The annotation marks the transcript as partial. Gene Ontology annotation, cellular component: U12-type spliceosomal complex. The transcript is spliced from 7 exons. Lineage: Eukaryota; Metazoa; Chordata; Aves; Procellariiformes; Procellariidae. Gene Ontology annotation, molecular function: U12 snRNA binding; pre-mRNA intronic binding. The record is from RefSeq and is a predicted model, not a curated record.